GAAAUGAAUUUAUCACUACAAGCGAGUAUUACCGGCUUGUUUUUGAAAAAGUACGACAUUGGUGAUGGAUCCAACACCACCGAGUGCACAAGGCGAAGAUGCUCCAGAAAGGAGUGAUGUUCCAAAGGAUGAUCUUCUUUUCGAAAUUGCUGACAAAACGAGUUCUCUAUGGAAAGAGUUUGGUAGAAUGUUACAUGUACCUGAAGAAAAAUUGAGCAGUGUAAAUAUGGAACAAAAUAGAAUGGUAGAAAAGGCAUUUCAAAUGCUUCUACUCUGGAAGAGAGGUAAUGGAAGAAAUGCAACAGUAAAAACAUUGUUGAAUGUUUUAAAUGAAAUUGGCCGUCAAGAUGUUGCAGAAUAUUUACAAGACAAUCGUGAAAGAACGGAAAAGAAGUGCCGACAGCCACUUGAAGUAAUGGACAUUGCCAAAGAGCUAGUAAAUGAUUGGAAACCGCUGGGUAUAAAGUUGGAAAUAAGUCAAUCAGAAUUGGAAGGGAUAAAUGCUGAUUAUAAUCAUUCUGUGAAUGAAAAAGCAUGUCAAAUGCUUUCAAAAUGGCAAAAGGAAAAUGGAAGAGAUGCCACUUCAAAUAAAUUGAUUAAAGCUUUAUGCAGUAUUGGUCGUCGAGAUCUUGCAGAAAAAUUGCAACCAGAUACUGUAGACGAAGAGAAAAAAAGACAAUUUACAGGUCAUGUUUAUGCAAAGAAUCAUUCAUUGAAUAUACCCACAGAAAUUAAUGGAGACGAUAGGUGUCGCGGUGCAUUGACAAUGUUCUGUUGCAAAGGUGAAAAUUAUUAUGCAUUGACAUGUGCCCAUGUUGCAUGUGACACCCAAGAUCUACGAAAUGAGGUUUUGAAAAUAGCUGAUACAACAAACGCCCGAAAUACAAAAGAUGACAACAUAUAUUUCUAUCAGCCACCCAAUUGUGAUGACGAAAUACAACUGGGUACUUUCCCAUGCAGCACUGUUAGUAAGUUUAGCAGUGAAUCAGAUAUGAUGUAUAUUAAAGUCGGAAAGAAAGAGGAUUUUAAGCGUUUCGGUGGAGAUGAUAUGAAAAAUCUUGCUUUGAAUUUCAAAGAAAUAAAUGAAGAACUUUACAAAACAGCAAACAGCAAUAAAGGUGAUGUGGAAGUUCGUACAAGUAAUCACGUCACUGGUUUUAUCAGUGAACGAAAUUUUUCGUAUAUUGACGAAAAUUCAACAACAAUUUUCAAAAAUGCCGUCAUAGUAAAAAGUAGUGCUUCAUUUUUGGAGAAAAAUGACUCGGGAACUCUGGUUUAUUUCAAAGAUCUUAAAGAUGUUUGGUGGCCAUUUGCAUAUGCCGUGUGCAAAAUCAAUGAUGAUGAUAAUGGCAGCGAGAGUCAUAAGUAUAACAAUAAUGGUAAUUGUGAAGAUUCCAAGGAAUACUAUUUAUGCUUGAAAUUGGACAAAGCACUGCAACUGCUCGAUCUAAAGGACUGUGAAUUCUUUAUAGAAUCAGAAGAUGUUAAUCAUGGCACUUUGUCCAAUUGAAGAAAAAUUCAAAUAAACGAUGAUGUACAGUGUGCUUUUAUCGAAUCGAAAAUAAUUUAAAGUUAUUAGGUUUAUUUAGUUAUCAGGUUUAUUUAGUUUAUUAAGUUAUUUAGUUUUAAGUUAAACUAUGGACUUUAGUUUACUAAUGGGGUGGAUCUGUAGAAAUUGAUUUUGUUGGUUUUACUAUCUGGUUGGUUUUACUAUUUUUUGAUACCUCGGCCAAGUUUUAAUGCGAUGGAAUUGUUUUUGAAUUUAGAUUUAGCUUUAAAUACACUUGAAUUAAAAGCUCUAAGCAGUUUGUUUGGGCUUUGGUGCAUUGCAUAAGCAUUAUCUUUCUAUGAAUGUAAUCCAAGAUAGCAAUGACAAGUACAUUGUUUAUAAUGAGUUCAAAGAGGACAGAGAGAGAAGUUGGUUGUCUGUUGUCUUUGGACUUAUUCUUGAUUUGCAAUUUAGCAAUGCUUGAUGGUGAUCUGAUACAAAAGAAUAUUUAUCAGUGUUUAUGUUGGCACCUGCCUACGUGGGUGUGCAACAUGCACUUUUCUGAUAAAUUAGGGGCUGUUUACAUGAUCCCGGCUAACCGAGUUUCACUGAGGCGUGAAAUGAUUUCGAGGUAUUGAAAGGAGUCAAAACUCCAAGCUUAAAAAUUAAAACUGUUUAUUAAGUACUACGAGUCAUUCCUGCUGUAAUUCUCAAAUUAGGCCGAAAUUUCUUGUUGUAAUUUUAAAUGUUUUGUGCAAUUAUGAAACCAGAAUAUUGUGCAAUUGCCAGAGAAGAUUU
Messenger RNA from Xenia sp. Carnegie-2017, 2287 nucleotides. RefSeq lists its product as uncharacterized. The transcript has 6 exons. Gene Ontology annotation, biological process: signal transduction. The coding region runs from base 65 to 1510 and encodes 481 amino acids. The record is from RefSeq and is a predicted model, not a curated record. NCBI's taxonomy places the organism in Eukaryota, Metazoa, Cnidaria, Anthozoa, Malacalcyonacea, Xeniidae. Gene Ontology annotation, molecular function: protein binding.